Nicotiana tabacum (common tobacco) is the source of this 1170-nucleotide messenger RNA. RefSeq lists its product as uncharacterized. Gene Ontology annotation, cellular component: membrane; trans-Golgi network. The record is from RefSeq and is a predicted model, not a curated record. NCBI's taxonomy places the organism in Eukaryota, Viridiplantae, Streptophyta, Magnoliopsida, Solanales, Solanaceae. Gene Ontology annotation, biological process: endoplasmic reticulum to Golgi vesicle-mediated transport; vesicle fusion with Golgi apparatus.
AACUAUUUCACUGCAUUUGCUGCCUUAGCUUCAAAGCUUCUGGUUUCUCGCUAUUAAUUAAUCUCACUCCUAUUGAAGCGCGUGUUUUCCAUAUCCCAUUCUUCAACAAAUCGAAGCCUUUUCUUUGUAUCCCUCUCAACUUCGAUCCAAUUUCUCAAAUUUUAUUGCGAUUAACAAUCUCCAGAUCUCCGAUCAAUGGCGAAAGAGUUCAACGUCCCGCCGGUGGUUUUUCCGUCGGGCGGAAACCCCGGUCCACAACAACGUCGACUUCCAACGGCGCCGUUUCAGCCGCCGAAAUCAUCAAACCCUAGCAUACCUUUCAUGUCCUUCGAUGUAGGAUCUGCAGCUGCUUCCACUUCAUUUUCCACUCCUCAAUUCGCCUCCACCACAAUCGGCGGCGGUUCAACGGGUUUCGAAGACGAGCCGCCGUUACUCGAAGAGCUAGGAAUUAACACAAAACAAAUUUACCAAAAAACCCUCAGUAUUCUCAAUCCCUUCCGCGUCAAAUCAGAUCUUCACGAAGACGCUGAUCUGUCCGGGCCUUUUAUAUUUCUCAUGGCAUUUGGGCUUUUUCAAUUACUUGCAGGAAAGCUUCAUUUUGGAAUUAUAUUAGGCUGGGUUAUAAUGGCUUCGUUGUUUCUUUACGUAGUGUUCAAUAUGCUCGCGGGCCGAAAUGGGAAUUUGGAUUUAUACAGGUGUGUUAGCCUGAUCGGUUACUGUAUGUUGCCUAUUGUGAUUUUGUCCGCGAUCUCGUUGUUUUUGCCUGGUGGAUUGGUGAUUAAAGUGGUGACUGGAGUUUUCGUGAUAUGGUCCACCCGGGUUUGCACUAGGCUCGUGGUUGAACUGGCAUCUUGUGGGGAUGAACAUCGUGGCCUGAUCGCGUAUGCCUGUUUCUUAAUUUACAUGCUCUUCUCUUUGCUAGUGAUAUUUUGAACUAGAUUAAUGUGUUUGGUAUAUUGCUAUUUAUGGCUCAGUCCAUUUUUAGUUUGUUAGUUCUAUUCUACAAAGUUGAACAUAGAGAACUGAAUUAUGUUAGUUUUAAAUUAAAUGCACGAUUUGUUAUAGUGGGAGGAGAUUUUGUGGUUUAGUUUCUUCCUAUGCUUUGGCAGGUUUUAAAUUUCUUGAGAUUCUAAAUGUUAAAUGAAGAUGUACUUUCGUUUUCUGGCUUCA